AUGUACGCGCCCGUGCGGAACGAGUCCGACCCGAUGCUCGCGAGCCCCACGAGCGGCGGCAAAGAGCAGCGCGCAACGCCCAACAGCGUCGCGGUCCACACGCAGCGCCUCGACGCGCGGGCGCCGCAGUGCAACGACGGCGUCUUUGCCGCUCUGUUCCUGAUUAACGUGGGCCUUGUGGCCGUCGUGGCCUUGUCGAAGGGCGUGCCGGUCCUACUUGAGGACAUGGACCACAACCAGGAAACCGCACCUAACGAGGAAGCGCCCCGCGCCACCGCAGCCUGGUCGAUGAUUGGUCUAUUGUGUGUCCUAGGGCUCGGGCUCUCGGCCGCCUGGCUCAAGGUCCUGCUGACGUAUGCCGAGUCGAUGAUUCGGGUUGCGUUAUGGCUAAAUGUAGCCACUGUGCUCCUCGUUGCGCUGUCGCUGGUUUCGGUGCACCUGUGGGCUGCGCUCGUGUGUGUCGCGUUGGCAGCGAUUAACGUGUGGUACAUUUACGCAGUGCAGAACCGGAUCGGCUUUGCGUCGGCCAAUUUGAAGACGGCCUGUGCCGCGCUGCAGCGCCACGCGGCUGUGUUUGUGCUCGCGCUCGGCCUCGUGCUGCAGCAGCUCGUGUGGCUCUUUCUAUGGGGCGUCGCGGGCGUGGGGCUGCACCAGUGGUUCCGCGAGAUGGACCCCGAGUGCGACCAGGAGCUCCGUCGCGCGCGCUCUGGCCGCAGUCACGGCGGACUCUGUGUGGGUCUCCCUGCCUACACGGCUCUGUUCUACAUGCUCGUGACGGUCUACUGGGGCCAGCAGGUGCUGCAGAACAUUCUGACCUGCACGACUGCUGGGGUCGUGGCCACGUGGUGGUACCAGCCUGAAGCCGCACGCGCGACCACGGGAGCGCUGUAUCGCUCGAUGACCACGAGCUUUGGCUCCAUUUGCUUUGGCUCGUUGAUUGUAGCGGUCUUGCAGGCGCUGAGGACCAUGGCCGAUAUGGCGAAACGACGUGCAAGUGAAGAGAACAAUGGCGGACUGGCGUGCUUAGCGUGUAUGGCGGAGUGCAUCUUGAGCUGCUUGGCGGGCGUGAUGGAGUACAUUAAUCAGUGGGCCUACGUGUACGUUGGGGUGUAUGGCUACCCCUUCCGCGCGAGUGGCAAAGCCGUGAUGGAUCUGUUCCAUACACGCGGCUGGACGGCGAUCAUCAAUGACGAUUUGACAUCGGGUGCUCUUUCGUUUGGCGCGUUGGGAGUCGGAGUUGUAACGUGCUGCGUGGGAAUGCUGAUGGUGCGUUUUUCGCCAGUCGAGUGGUUUGCGGCCCUGGGCUCGAGCACGAGUGCCUACGCGAUGAUGGCGGUUGUUGGGUUCAUCGUGGGCAUUAGCGUGGCGAUGACUCUGGCCCACGUUGUCAUUGCCGCUCUCCACACUGUGUUUGUUUGCUUUGCUGAGGACCCAGUUGCACUGAACCGCAACCACCCGGAGGAAUACCAAGGCCUCGUGGCUGGCUGGCGUCAGUUCCACGGAAGUGCCUUGGUUUCCGCGUAUGGAGGGGCCGUCUAA
Hyaloperonospora brassicae is the source of this 1539-nucleotide messenger RNA. NCBI's taxonomy places the organism in Eukaryota, Oomycota, Peronosporomycetes, Peronosporales, Peronosporaceae. The record is from the annotation of a GenBank genome assembly.